GUGGGUACCGAGCGGUACGUUUGGAAGGGAGGACUGGAUGUGAUCCAGUGGUCUGGAGCGGAUGCUAGAGACAACAUCAGCCGGCUGCGACUUGCUUCCAGAGAGACAGCGGUGCCAUACCCAGUGCCCAGAUACUGAAAUUUCUAUAAGAAAAAUUGAUUUGCGCUAAGGAAGAAACUGGAUUACUUCAAGACAUCCAUUGCUACCCAGUGUGAUAACGUAAUGUAUGCGACAGUGAACUUGUAGCGCUUGUGUAGUGAUUUGGACUGUUGAAUACUUUACAAGAAAAUAGAUACAUAAAAUAUAUUUUAGAAUGGCGAAAACUGAAAAUGAAGUUCUCAUGGCUGAGAACGAGAGAAAGGAGGUAGACAGUAAUAACAACAGUGACAAUAACACUUGCAAUAAAGAAUGCGAUAACGGUAAGGCCACGGCGGGCAAGUAUCAGCUACGGCCGCGUUCACUGCAGUCACGGCGCCGCAGUGACAGCGAAUGGAGUUUUCACGAACCGUUGAGGCAAAAGCGACCUCCUCCUCUCUCUCGGUACCGACGGAAGACGGCGAACGCCCGAGAGAGGUACCGCAUGCGGCAAAUCAACACGGCCUUCGAGAACCUCCGUGGGGUCCUGCCCUCCUGGGUCUGCAGCCGAAGGGCUGCGUCCGAAAUGACCAAGAUCGCCACUUUAAAAUUGGCCUCGGCUUACAUCAGGUCACUACAGGACAUCCUCGACGGCAACGCCCAUCACGACACGUGCUCCUGGGUUCUGUCGACCAUAUUGGACGAUGACUCGCCUCGUCCCAAGGCUGAAGCCGAGGCCGACCCACAUACGUCGCCCAAGUGCCAAGUGACAUCCACCCAUAUGAAUUCCGAGGCCGACUUGAUGUCCCUCCUAUGUGGGUCGUCCUCAGAGUCUCCUUUGAGUCAGGAGGACAACCUCGAUGCCUCCUUCUCAUAUCUGUCCUCAGGGACUGAGCCUGACCCCAUCACUCUGCUCCUGCUGGAGUCCGAGAGCCAGAGGUACUGGAGUGAAGGUCAACACAGUCCCCUGAUGGUGUAGUGGAGGUAAUUCUAUGAAUUCGUUGUUAUUCGGGAAUAUCCUGUUUCCUAUACUAAAAAAAUACGACAACUAUAAAAGCUUAUACUGUGAUAAGAAAAAAAGAAAUUUAUUUCUGUAUUGAAUUAAUGUUAAUAUUUAAAGUAUUUACGUAUACCUACAAGAAUUUUCAUAAUUUACUAUUAUUAUUAUUAUUAUUAUUAUUAUUAUUAUUAUUAUUAUUAUUAUAUUAUUAUUUUGCUUGGGAUAUCUGAAGAAAGUUGAAAUACAAACACCGCGUUUAGGGAAAAUCGAUAUUACGAAGAGCUCGCUGAUACCAUUAUAUAAGUGUUUGGAAGUGAUGUUUCAGUAUAUAUAUAUUGUAUAAACACAUACAUUAUAUAUAUAUAUAUAUAUAUAUAUAUAUACACACAUACAUACAUACAAUGUAGAUAUUUCAUAUAUCUAUAUUAUGUAUGCAUUUAUGCAUAUAUGUCUGCAUAUAGAAGUGUCCAUGACAUAACAGUUAAGAAAUUCACAGCCAAUUCUAGUCAGUUUUUUGUGUCAACGGCGUUAGUUUUUAAGGAUCCUCGAACGAUAAAAGAAUUAGUCAGGUUUGGGUUUUAUCAUGUUAAGGAAAGAUAAUUAAUGAUUAUUUAAUCCCUUUAUAAAAUACUCAUUCAAGACAUAUGAUGCCUUCCGAAGGCGUGAGUGUCUCUAAAGUUUUUUUUUUUUUUUUUU
This is a messenger RNA of Macrobrachium nipponense, 1771 nucleotides long. Its product is annotated as basic helix-loop-helix transcription factor scleraxis-like. Bases 314 to 1054 code for a protein of 246 amino acids. Gene Ontology annotation, molecular function: E-box binding; DNA-binding transcription factor activity, RNA polymerase II-specific; protein dimerization activity. The transcript is spliced from 2 exons. The record is from RefSeq and is a predicted model, not a curated record. Gene Ontology annotation, biological process: axon development; sensory organ development; positive regulation of transcription by RNA polymerase II. Gene Ontology annotation, cellular component: nucleus. Lineage: Eukaryota; Metazoa; Arthropoda; Malacostraca; Decapoda; Palaemonidae.